This is a messenger RNA of Amblyraja radiata (thorny skate), 3637 nucleotides long. It is a transcript of the gene cip2a, whose product is annotated as cellular inhibitor of PP2A. The record is from RefSeq and is a predicted model, not a curated record. Bases 137 to 2851 code for a protein of 904 amino acids. NCBI's taxonomy places the organism in Eukaryota, Metazoa, Chordata, Chondrichthyes, Rajiformes, Rajidae. The transcript is spliced from 22 exons.
AUGCGCAUUACCGGCACACUAACCGCCGCUACCGCGCAUGCGUCCAGCCGGCGCCUGGGAAGAUGGUGGCGGGCGUAAUGUGAGAGGGAGUGAAGGGUCGCGGCUGUGAGGAGAUCGCUGGCCGCGGGCUGCAGAAAUGGAUCUAACUUCUUCCAUGAAAUCCCUGUUGCUGGCUAUCUCGCAAUAUAAAAAUGCCAAAUCUGACAACAAUGCAUUACAAAUACAAAGGCAAUUGGAUGUAAUUUCUGGAAUGAAAGCAGUACGUGUAUUUGCAACAAAUCAAAGUUUGCCAAGUGAAUGCCUGAACAGUCUUGUGGAGCUUGUUGGUGAUCCUAACAUAAAAGUAACACUGAAUCUGAAAAUUAUAGGAUUACUCACCCAAUUAGCGUCGGACAGUGAGAUGAGGGAAAUAUUGCAUUCGUACAAUCUCGUCACUGCGCUUGCAGCAGUGGUUCAUCAUAACAGUACAACUCCCAAAGAGCAGGUGGUAAUGCAAAGCCUGCAGCUUCUGCAGAAAACAACUUACAACACCAGAGUUUUUCAUUGUGGUACAAAUAUUGAUGAACUGAUUGCGUUUCUGGUGAAACAUAUUCAAGUCCCAGAAGAUGAGCUUACGUUACCAUGUCUAGGAUUGAUGGCAAACCUUUGUCGUCACAACCUUUCUGUCCAGGCCUAUAUAAAAUCAUUGAAUAAUUUAAAAGGGUUUUAUCGGUCUCUUAUUAAAUUCUUAGCUCACAGCAGUUUAACCAUGGUGGUUUUUGCACUUUCCAUACUAUCAAGUCUAACUCUCAAUGAAGAGGUGGGAGAAAAGCUGUUUCAUGCCAAGAACAUCCACCAGACCUUCCAGCUUAUAUUUAAUAUCCUGGUCAAUGGAGAUGGAACACUGACCAGGAAAUAUGCUGUAGAUCUGCUGGUGGAUCUCCUUAAGAAUCCCAAGAUUGCAGAUUUCCUCCAAAGGUAUGAACAUUUCAAAUCAUGCCUAUGUCAAGUGCUGUGUCUUCUUCGUGGUAAAGAUUCAGAUUCAGCAGCCAAGAUCCUUGAAUUGCUAGUUGCAUUUUGCUCGGUGAACAGUCUCAGGAGAAUAUUAUGCCACACAAUAUUCGCAACAUCUGAAGAACGAACCACCACAACUAAGCUCAAAUCACAAAUUCAACCUUCAGAGCCAAUUAUUACUCUUAUCCACUGGUCGAAUCAACCACUUGAGAACCUUGAGAGGUGUUCAGUACUUGCUCUAGUUCUUCUCAAGGAGCUAUUUGAGGAAAUAAUCGACAGCAUCCUUUGGACCACAGUUGAGCCAUUUAUGGAGCUGCUUUUUCCUGUUAUCUUGGAGCAGUUACAGAUUCAAGACCAUACUUUAGAAGAUGCUCUAUUAAAAAAGAAAUAUGAUCGGAUUGCAAAGGCUCUUGAUAUUCUGCUGGUGCUUUGUGGCGAUGAUACAGUAAAACUGCAGAUUGCAAAGGUUCUCACUGCCAGAAAUUGUAUGUCAAUUCUGGAGUAUCAGUUUGCAUACAAUCGGAUCGAAGUCGGUUACCGAACCAAUGUAGCAGACGUGGAGCUAUGUCAAAUAGGUACAGAUGUUGUCUUAAAGACUCUUACCGUAAUGAGUAGAGUCAAACAGUUGGUGCCAAACAUGGAAGCAAGCUUUUAUAAGAUUUUGCAGGACCAGCGGCUUACCUCAGCUUUGUCGUUUGCAUUGUCGUCCGAGAACAGAGAGUAUGUCCAGUUUGCGUUAAGGAUUCUGUUCGAGGCAGCACCUUUGCCUGAUUUUCCUGCAAUGAUGCUUGGAGAGAGCAUUGCUGCCAAUAACGCAUGUAAGCAACAGAAUGGUGAUCACAUAAUGAAGAAAAUUCCUGUGCAGCAGCAUUCAGCAAACUUUGUAAUACCAAAAUGUUCAAGCACCGCCGAUGCGAACAGAUCAAAUAUUCAUGAAUUGAUUGAUAAGUUGCAAUUAGGAACAGAGCUGAAGGAACAAGUCAAGGAUGUUAGGCUUUCAGAUGUGAUGGAUGUCUAUGAACAGAAGCUUUCUUCCCUUGCAUCCAAAGAAAAUCGUUUACAAGAUUUGUUGGAAGCUAAAGCACUGGCCCUAGCACAGGCUGACCGUUUGAUUGCCCAGUAUCGUUAUCAAAGAGCCCAUGCAGAGGCAGAGGCACGACAAUUAGCCUCACUUCUGAUGGAAGCAGAGAGAAAAAAUGAAGAGCUUGAUGGAGUGCUGAAGACUCAGCUGCUGGAAUCUGACCGUGCCAAGGCUGAUAUUGAAGAGCUUUAUCAUCACAAUUGUAAACUACAGACUGUAGCUGACGAGCACGAAUCCUUGAAGAUUACUUCAAAAAAUCUUUCUCAAAAUCUUGAUAAUGUUGAAAGGCAAUUUAAAGAACUUCAGAUUGAAUAUAAAUCAUUGGGCAAGCAAUGUGAAUUGUUCAAAAAGCAAGUUGAUUCACUUAAGCAACAGAAUGACAGGUGCCAUGCUCAAUUCGCGGAAUUGGAAGCACAGAAAAAUGAGAUGUGCAUCCAGUUACAGGAAAAGGACAAUAAAUUAUUGGAUUUACAACAAAGGUCCCAGGCACAACACGAAAAAAUAAAAACAAUGGAGAAGGAGAAAGAGGACAUGGGAGAAGCUAUUAGUGCACUCCAAAGGGAGCUUAGCAAGAUCGAGUUAGCACGGAAAGAACUCAGCAUUAAGUUGUCAUCCUUAGAAGUACAGAAAUCGCAGCUGGAGGCCCGGUUACAACAACAGGAAGCCUUGGUCCAAGCACAGCAGGAGGAACUCGGCAAACAUUCCCAGAUGAUAGCAAUGAUUCAUAGCCUGAGUAGCAGUAAAUUGCCAUCGAACACUGUCAAUCUCAGUCUGUAGCCUUGCUGCUUUCUGGCAUUUUAAUGUGAACAGAAAUGGAGCUGAGAUCAACUGUUACCUUUAAGUCUCUGUGGCUGGAAGAUGACAUGUUCAUACUAUGGGAUAAAAGGUACAAAUUAUUUUUAACUACAUUUUAAGCCAUUAAAUAUGAACAGCAUUUAAAGUGUUGGCUUUGGAAGCAAGUAUUUGAUGUUGCUUGAAUCACACUGCUCUGGGCCCUUAUUAUGUGUAAAAAUACUGACGUUGCAGGCUGUAGAUUUGUGUAGUCACAUUUAGGUUUGACCACAUUUUCGUUCAUGAUAUAGUAAAAUACUGCAAAUAACCAAACAUUUCAGUAGUGUGUAUAUAUUGAGGAGGUGUCCUUUAGAUUUGGACAAUAGUUCUUUCAAACUUGAACAAGUCUGUACCUAGUGAUAAAGUAGUGGAAUUUUACUGAUAUAUUAAUACUUGAUAUAGGUCGACCAUUAAAUCCUGCCCUGGAUUCUAAUAUCCAAACCCAGUUACAAUUGUCCUUUAUCAAUUCUACAUUUGAUUUUAUUGCAGUAUUUAAGAUGAGUAAAUUCAUCUUAAUCGUGAUGUUCAUCGGCUCGUGCGCAAAGAUAUUAGUUAGAAGUUAUUUUUCAAACUUCUUAUAACGAUGUCUGACAGCUUGUAAAACAAAAACCAGUCCACUGAUUUAAAAUUUAAGCUAAACAAUGUAUUCAACUAAUUACAUUGCAAAAAAUGACCAUGUGCACUUCUCACUAAUUCGACUCAUUUUCACAUUAGUAAAGAGUUUUGACACUA